This is a messenger RNA of Erythranthe guttata (spotted monkey flower), 1353 nucleotides long. Its product is annotated as Tetratricopeptide repeat (TPR)-like superfamily protein. Lineage: Eukaryota; Viridiplantae; Streptophyta; Magnoliopsida; Lamiales; Phrymaceae. Gene Ontology annotation, molecular function: protein binding. The record is from RefSeq and is a predicted model, not a curated record.
UCUCCGAAUCCACCACAAGCUUAACUCAAUAAAAAUGGCUGCCUCUUCUCUCUCACUUUUCACUCUCACCUCUCAUCACUACACGUAUCACCACCCGAAAAAAUCCCCAAAUCCCAAAACCCUAAAUUCCUUUAAAACCCACUUUUCGAACACGUCGCCAUUUCUUUACCACCACCCCAAACUCCGGCAACCCCACCGGAAACUUCACAUUUCAUCCGAACUCCCAUGGAAACCGACGAUUUCAAACUUUUUCUCGCCGCCCCAGAAGAACAUUUCCAAGUUUUAUGUAGAAAAGAUCGCAACUUUACUAUUAGGGUCCCUCAUUUUUAUCGGCUGUUCGAAAUUGAAGCCGGUUUUAGCAAACCCCGUCCAACAAAGUGAGAAUUUAGAGGAGAAAAUUUCUGAUAUCGAAGAGGAGGAGGUGAUGUGUGUGAAAUUACUCGAAGAAAACCCGAGAAAUAUCGAAACUUUGAAAAUGGUUGUGAAUGUGAAGAUGAGGAAGGGGAAAACCGGUGAGGCUGUCGAUUAUGUCGAGAGGUUGAUCGAAUUGCAGCCUAAUGAAAUGGAGUGGAGGCUUUUGCAGGCGCUUUGUUACGAGAUGAAAGGGAAUUUGAGCAAGGCCAAGAGCUUGUUCAAGAAUGUACUCAAGCAGAAACCUCUCUUGCUUAGAGCUUUGCAUGGUUUGGCUAUGGUGAUGCAUAAAAACCACGAAGGGCCAGCUGUUUUCGAGAUGCUAGAAAAGGCUUUACAGAUUGCUCAGCGCGAAAAAAGAGUUAAUGAAGAGCGGAAUAUAAGAAUUUUAGUUGCCCAAAUGCACAUAGUCGAGGGAAACUUGAAGGAGGCCUUGGAGAAUUUUCAAGCUCUUAUUGAUGAAAACCCGAGAGACUUUCGCCCUUAUUUAUGCCAGGGAAUUGUAUACAGUCUACUGGAGAAAACGAAGGAAGCUGAAGAGAAUUUUGAGAUUUACCGGAGUCUUGUGCCGGAAGAAUUUCCGGAGAGAGGGUUCCUAAAUGAUGUUGUGUUGGCAGCAAAAACCGAGUCGAAGGAACAGCUUCGAAAGGGGCUUAAGAACUAAUUCCUAGAGAAAGAUGUAACUUCUAACUCCCAACUCUUUUUUUUUUUGGAAGAUCACUUCUGCGACACAAUUCUUACUAAACGACUAUAAAUUGAUAGACUAUAAAUUGAUAUAGUCAGGACAAACAAAAUUCUAUUAAUUUAACGAAAUAUUAAAUUAUCGAACUAAUACUAUAGUAGGUUUUUACUAAGUUGGGACUUAAAUAAACUAUUAUUUAAGCGAUGUUAUUAAUUUAUCAAGGAUGUACUGUAUUAUAUAAAAUGUCAUUUUAAUUGUGA